AGCAGAACACUCGUGCUGACUCCGAUGUUUAGACACUAGUGUUGUGUGUCCCAAAUGGAACCCUAUUCCUUAUAUAGUGUACUACUACUGACCAGGUGCCAUUUGGGAUGCAGUCAGUGUCUUCCAUGGUGGGUUGUCAGAGGGUAGGGUGAACAGAGCGUCAGUAACACUGAUGGUUGAACAUAGCUCACACGCCAUGGCAGGAGCGUCCACCAUAGUAGUUUUGGGGCUUUUGUUCCUCACGGAAUGCCACUCGGCCCCAGUGCAGUGUGGGGAGAUGGUGGGGCGUCUGCAGGCUGAGAUGGAGUACCUGGUGAGGGUGAUCAACGAUCAGCACCACUACAUCCAGGGGCUUCACUUCAGCCAGGCCCAGAAGCUGCCCCAGAUCCCCCAGACACACCUCCAGACUGAGGGCCAGUACAAAGACUGUGCUGAGAUCUUUAAGGAUGGGAACUCCGUUAGUGGCCUGUAUAUGAUCAGACCGGACCAGGCUCCCUCCUCCUUCAUGGUGUUCUGUGACAUGAGUGAUGGAGGAGGCUGGACUGUCAUCCAGAGGAGAAAGGACGGAACAGAGUCCUUCGACAGAGCGUGGGUGGAGUAUAAGCAUGGUUUUGGAGACAGCAAGUCAGACGGAGAGUUCUGGCUAGGGAACGACCCCCUACACUACCUCACCUCUCAAGGCGACUACAACCUAAAGAUCAACAUGGAGGACUUUGACGAAAACCAGCGCUUCGCCAAGUACAAAAACAUGAAAGUUGAUGAUGAAAAGAACCAGUAUAAGCUUCAUCUGGGUGAGUACACUGGCAAUGCGGGGGACGCCCUCUCCGAAGCCCACUCCCAUCCCAGUGGGCAGUGGAACAGUCUAGGGGCCAGUCAACUGGGAGUCAAGUUCAGUACCUACGACCAUCCCAACAAGGACGAUGAGAAGUGUAUACGCCAUGACAUGUCAGGCUGGUGGUUCAGCAAGUGUGAGUCUGGCAACUUGAACGGUCACUACUACAACUGGCCGUACCAAGCGGUGAUGGAUGACGGGGUGGUCUGGUACACCUGGCACGGCUGGUGGUAUUCAAUCAAAUCCGUAGUCAUGAUGAUCCGGGCCUCCGACGUCCAUCCGGCUGGAUCUGAUGUCUAACUGACCAGAACGCCAGACGACAUCGAUCCUGUUAAGAGUUUUGCCUCAAUUAGGAUCGGCUGAAGGAGGUGUUACAUCAUAGAGAACAUUCAAUCACAACAAUCUUGAUGCUAAUUGAGGUAAAACAGUAAUUCUGCUCAUAGAUUAUUAAAGGAUUACAUUUAUUUUCAUCGUCAAUUGCAGACCAAAAAUGUAUUUAAGCUUUUAACCCAACCCCUUUGAAUCAGAGAGGUGUGGGGGGCUGCCACAUUGGGUGCCAGAGGAGCUGUUGUCCAUUCCAACUGGCAACCUUUUGGUUAUUUGCCCAACGUUUUAACUUGCUAGGCCACCUGCUGCAAGCCCAUAUGCAUGUGAUCUACACAUCCAGCCCAAAGCAGGAGGUUUAAAACAUACUUUCUUAGUCGCCAAUGUCCCGGAGCAGGUCUUUCACUGUUAAAAAUAACAACGUGAAUGUGACUGUUGGCCGAUUUUUACAUGUUUUUCUUUUAUAAAUAAUGGUACAAUGUGUGUACAAUUGUGUACUUUCUACUCAAAUAAUUUCCGAUUGUGACUCAAUUUUAAUAAAAUGUUAACUAUGAUCAACUCUUACUUUAACAGAAAUAUUGCCUAUAUUUCCCCCCCAGAGUUCUCACUUGCAACC
Molecule: messenger RNA, 1772 nt
Organism: Oncorhynchus nerka (sockeye salmon)
Lineage: Eukaryota; Metazoa; Chordata; Actinopteri; Salmoniformes; Salmonidae
Product: fibrinogen-like protein 1
Exons: 7
Coding region: 173-1132 (319 amino acids)
Biological process (GO): negative regulation of T cell activation; regulation of immune response
Source: RefSeq, a predicted model, not a curated record